AUGUCCGCCUCCAUUUUUCUGCUGUUCUUGACGGUCAUGCCGAUGCUAUUUACUCAAACGACGUCGCAAUUGAGCUCCGGCCCUCACAUGGCGGACGUCAACAUUCUGUUACCUCCCAAAAUGACUCACCCUGUUGAAUACAGACUUCAAGGCAGUGAUGGUUGCUUCAAAUGGUCAUGGGAUCACCGUGAUAUACUGUCGGUGGUGCCGGAGUAUAAUUCAAGCAGUCAUUGUUCGACUAGUGCUAGAUUGAAAUCCAUUGCUCCUUAUAGUCGUCGAAAGGAAACUGCAGUUUAUGCCACUGAUGUCAAUACCGGAAUGGUGAUCCGUUGCAAGGUUUAUAUUGAUAUAAUGUCUAGGAUUCAGAUAUUCCAUAACUCUGUCAAACUUGAUCUCGAUGGGCUCGCCACUCUUCGCGUACGUGCUUUUGACAGUGAAGACAAUGUGUUUUCGUCAUUAGUGGGAUUACAGUUCAUGUGGCAUAUGACACCGGAAACUGAUAAAUUUCCUCAUCACCUUGUCCAUGUUCCUCUUAAGGACUCUCCAUUGAGUGAUUGUGGUGGCUUGUGCGGUGACCUAGAUAUCCAGGUAAAGCUUGAAGAUAGUGGUGUAUUUUCUGACUUGUAUGUAGUGAAAGGAACUGAAAUUGGCCACGAAAUCGUUUCUGUUCAUUUGAUGGAACCGUCAUUUGGGCACAUGGCGGAUAAGAUUGUUUUGACAGUAGCAGAAGCAAUGUCUCUCGAUCCUCCCUCGCCUGUUUUUGUUCUAAUUGGUGCUGUUGUCCGUUAUACUCUUAGGGUUAUUCGUGGCAAUAUUCCUCAAGUGGUAAGUUUACCAUCUCCAUUUCAUCGGUGGUAUGUUUUGAACUCUUCUGUUGCCCAGGUGGAGAGAGAGAUGGGGGAAACUCAUGCUUUGAACUUAGGAGUAACAACAGUUACAGUUGAAGACACCAGGGUUGUUGGGCACAUACAGAUGUCAUCACUCCACGUUGUCAUCCCAGAUACUUUAGUGUUGUUUAUAUUACCUCUCUCUCUUUCUGGUGCUGCUAUUGAGGGGAUAGAACCUAUUCCAUCUGCAUCACGUUGGUACAUUAUUUGUGGCAGACAAUAUCUCAUUCAUGCGAAGGUUUUUUCACCAGGACCUGGGGCAAAAGAAAUUUAUAUAACAGAGAGUGAUGAUAUUAAGUUGCAUGAUGACCACUAUGAGUUCUGGAAUAUUCUCCCAGUUUCAGAAGGUACUACUGCUGAAGGAAAUUAUAGAAUUUUGAGAGCAAAUUCAUAUGGAUUAGGAAGACUGAUGGCAACUUUGACUUACACAAGUGGACAAGACACAAGAAAAGAGGUUCUGAAGCUUGCUCAAGAAGUCAUGGUCUGUGAUCAAGUGAAAUUCAGUAUGGAGGAAAUGGGUGGUCCCUCCAAUGCAAUUCUCCUCCCCUGGGUCCCCGGGGUCUACCAGGAGUUAGAGCUUAAGGCAACUGGAGGUUGUGCAAUGUCUUCAAGUGACUAUAAAUGGAUUUCUUCGGAUAUGGUUGUUGUGUCUGUAUCUGCUUCCGGGAUAGUUGAGGCUAAAAAGUCUGGGAAAGCAACUAUAAAAGUAGUUUCCGUCUUCGAUUCAUUGAAUUAUGAUGAGAUGAUUAUUGAAGUUUCCAUCCCCUCUUCGAUGGUUAUGCUUCCUUACUUUCCGGUCGAGGCACUUGUUGGAUCAUAUCUUCAAGCUUAUGUAACAUUACAAGCAUCAGGUGGCUCGUAUUUCUAUACAUGCGAUGCUUUCAGGUCCUCUAUAAGAUGGAAAACUGAAAGUGAGCACUUCACAAUCAUUAAUACAACAGUGGAAUCAUUUGUUUAUAACAAGCUAGAUGCCCUUGAUAUCAAUUCCUCAUCAUAUGGCCCUCCAUGUGCAAGAACACUAAUAUACGCUUCUAAUCCUGGUCGCACUUUGCUACAUGCAACAUUGACUCCAGAAUAUCAACAGUUCGACCAUGCUAGUAGUGGGUCAAUCAUCUUAAAAGCUUCCUCUUGUAUUGCAGCCUAUUUACCACUCAUUGUGCAGCAAGCUAGUGAUGGAAACCAAUUUGGUGGUUACUCAUAUGAUUUAAGUCAGACUGAAGCGCAGAAUCAGUUGGAAAAUUCGGACUAUCUAUAUCUCACCCCUGGCGCUCACUUGGAUGUGAUGCUUCAAGGUGGACCUGAACGGUGGCAUCAAGAUGUUGAAUUCAUUGAAGUUGUGGAAGCUUUAGAUGAACAUAAUUCUUAUGUGACAAAUAGAGUUCGAUUACAACUGUUAACUGGCAAUAACAGUGCAUACAGAAUACAAUGCCAAAGUUUGGGAAGCUUUAAACUCAUAUUCAGGCGUGGAAACAUGAUGGGGGAUGGCCACCAAUUGCCUGCUGUAGAGGAAGUGCAAUUGUUGCUUAUGUGUAGCUUUCCAUCUUCCAUUGUGCUAAUAGCUGAUGAAGCAGUGAAUUUGCCUCAAGUUAUACAGUCUGCAGUUCAGGCUGAACGCAAGCCUGAAGGACUUUGUGCCGCCCCAAUUACUGUAGCAAAUGGGCGCAGAAUACGAAUUUCAGCGGUUGGCAUUGGUUAUUCUGGAAAACCUUUUGCAAAUGCGUCUUCUCUCUGUUUGAGGUGGGAACUCGUUGCAUGUGAAGGAUUGGUGUUUAUGGAUGAUGCCUACAGUUCAUCAGCAACCAAGUCGUCUUGGGAGAGGUUUUUUAUCCUGCAAAAUACAUCAGGACUGUGCAUCAUUCGCUCUACUGUUAUUGGGUUCAUUGAUUCUCUUGGCCACCUUGAUUUUACCAAAAUGUUUGAAGGUUUUGCAAGUGCUCUUACAGAUGCCAUACAAUUGCAGCUUGUUUCUUCUCUUAGAGUCCAUCCAGAACUUGGCCUGUUGUUUUUCAGUCCUGAUGCCAGGUUGAAUCUCUCAAUCACUGGAGGGAGCGGUUUCUUGGAGACUAUGGUGAAUGAUACUCAAAUUGUGGAAGUAAUACAACCCUCACCAGGAUUACGGGGUUCACAACUGACACUGGCUCCCAAAAGCUUGGGGCCUGUUCUUUUGACUGUUCAUGAUAUUGGGGUUGCACCUCCAAUAGCUGCAUCUUCUGUGGUCCAAGUUGCUGAUGUGGACUGGAUCAAGAUUACAGUAGCAUCAGAGAUAAGCCUUAUUGAAGGAAGUUUGCAGUCUAUCAGUUUUUUGGCUGGGAUUAGUGAUGGACGUACUUUUGACUCUUCUCAGUACGUUUACAUGAAAGUUCGUGUUCAUAUUGAAGAUCAUAUAGUUGACCUUGUGGACGGUAAUGGUUUCUCAAGACCUAUUGAUGGAUAUUUGAACGGCCAGAAUUUUACCAUACAGGCUACACGUCUUGGGGUGACAACCAUCUAUCUUAGCACAGUCCAGCAUUCUGGGAAUGAAAUAUUGACUCAACCAGUUAAGGUGGAAGUCUAUGCUCCACCAAGAAUACACCCUAGCAAUAUAUUCCUUGUACCAGGUGCGUCUUAUGUGCUUGCAGUAAAAGGAGGGCCAAAAAUCGGUUCAUACAUUGAGUACGCCAGUAUGAAUGAUGAAACUGCAAAAAUUAACAAGUCUUCAGGACUAUUGUCUGCAAUGUCACUGGGAAACACUACAUUGGUUGCCACAAUCUUUUAUAAUGGAGGUAUAAUGCUUUGUCAAGCAUAUGGCAAGGUUGAAGUCGGGAUCCCGUCUACAGCUUUGUUGAAUGUUCAAAGCAAGCAAGUCGCUGUUGGCCGCUGGAUGCCAAUACAUACUUCUUUAUCUAAGGGAAAUUUGUUUUCGUUUUAUGAGCUCUGUAAAGAUUUCGUGUGGAAGGUAGAAGAUGAAGAGGUUUUGAGUUUUCGAGUGGAAAACAGCUUACACAUUAAGGAGCAUGAACAAACUAGAUCUUCUGGUUACUUAGAUGAGAAAGAUCUUAAUUUUAUUCAAAUGCUUUAUGGAAAAUCUGCUGGCAAGACAAAUGUUACUGUUACAUUCUCCUGCGAUUUUAUAUCUUCUAAUUUGGUUAUGAAGUCGAGGUUUUAUAGUGCAUCUACAUCAUUGCGGGUGGUCCCGGAUCUUCCACUUGCUCUGGUAUCGUGGAUCCUCCCUCCUUACUAUACCUCUUCAGAUCUUCUGCCUUCAUCUUCACAUGAUCACGAUAAAGGAGACGCUCCUGUUCGUAAAGGUACAAUUACUUAUUCUCUAUUGGGACAAAGCGGCAGCCGGAAGACUGGGGAGGUACAAGAUGAGCCUAUAAUUAUUGACCGGGCUAAAAUAAGAACUAAGGAAAGUGACAAUCUUGCAUGCAUUCUAGCAAAAGAUGGGUUGACUGCGAGAACUGAGAUCGCUUCUUGUGUUAGGGUAGCUGAGGUAUCUCAAGUAAGAAUUUUGACAGAUGAGUUUCCAGUCCAAACUCUUGCUCUUGGUGCUCAACUUUAUCUUCCUAUCAAAUAUCAUGAUGUUCUUGGAAAUCCUUUUCACGAGGCUUAUAAUAUCACACUUUUUGAGGCUGAAACUAACUACCCAGAUGUUGUCUCCAUUGAUACCGACAACGUUAAUGGGUAUAUACAUCUUCGAGCAAGAAACCAUGGGAUAUCUCUGGUGCAAAUAGCAUUCAUUAGUGAUUCUCAGAAGGCAGACUAUGCUAUGAUUUUUGUUGGUCCUAGUUUGUAUCCUCGAAACCCCGUCCUCCACCAAGGAGCCCGUCUUAACUUCAGGAUAGAAGGUUGGAGUGAUCUACCAUUGGGACACUGGUCAAGUUCCAAUCGAAGCGUUGUAUCCAUUGACAAGCAAUCUGGCCAAGCUGAAGCCAUUGGGGAAGGUACUACCCGAGUUCACUUUAAUAGUUCUAGUUUCAAGCUUCAGACUUCUGUUACUGUGUUGAAGGGGAAUAUAGUGUCAGUCAAUGCCCCAAAAGAUACACUUACAAAUGUGCCAUUUCCAACAAACGGAUAUGGGUUUUCUGUAAAAUUUAGCGACGCUCAUAACAAGCACCGUGUAUCUUCUGGGGAUAGUCAUGAAUUCUUGUUUGAUUGUGUGCUGGACCCACCUUAUGUUGGAUGUGCACGCUCAUGGAGGGAUAUUGACACAGGCAAUCUAUAUUGCCUCUUCUUUCCAUACCCUCCUGAACGUUUGGUAAAUUCUACUCCCAGUUCUAUAGAUACAAACCGAGGUGUAUAUGUGACCAUCAAUGCUUCACUAAGAGGAGACAGUCGUGUUACUGGUUCUGCAUCCACUCUUUUUAUUGGAGGAUUCACUGUACUUGAAAUGGAAAAGAGCCCAAUGCGUCUAAAUCUGACAGAAGGCUCCAACAAGGGUGUCAUAACCAUCAUUGGGAACACAGAGGUUGAAAUCCACUGGCACCACAAGGACCGGUUAUCAGUUCAACCAGUCGACGGAGAAGGUCAUGGGGUCAGACAGCCUGUUCUGUAUGAGAUUAAAGUUCAUGGAGCCGAGAGAUUGAAAGAUCAACUGGUUAUCACACUCCCAGCCACCGGUCAAAGGGUUGAAGUCGAUGUAAGCUAUGAACCGGAGGAGAGAAGUGAAUCAGCACCCUUGGCCAGUUUUGCUUCAAUUUUUCUGUUGAUUCUAACUGCAACUGCUGUCAUAUGUUACCUCUACAGAUCUGAAAGAUCACGCCAAAAUGUUGUCCCUAGACCUGGAACUCCAAGUGUAACCACACCCAUCACACCCGAACGUAGUACUCCAUCUGUUGUCAAUGAACUGUCUCCCCGGACGCCACAACCUUUCAUCGACUAUUGUGGUCGAGUCAUUCCAACUUCAAGAAAGCUUCAGAAUCUGCCCAAAAGGUCGUUAGAAUCACAUUUUAUUAAUGUAUUAAAGCCGUUGUAG
Fraxinus pennsylvanica is the source of this 5841-nucleotide messenger RNA. NCBI's taxonomy places the organism in Eukaryota, Viridiplantae, Streptophyta, Magnoliopsida, Lamiales, Oleaceae. The record is from the annotation of a GenBank genome assembly.